CGCUUGCAAUUCGGCUAAAAAUCUACAGUUUUAAAGCUCCAAUUCUACAAAAAGUAGAUACUAUUUCUAAGUGCUAAACGUGUGCUUCACGCUGAUUCCAACUUUUUCGCGGCUAGCUGUGGUAAAUAAUAUAAAUCAGCAACCCUGGAUAAGAUGGCGCGUUACCGUGAGUGGGACCUGCAGUGCAAGGUUUACGUGGGCAAUUUAGGAUCAUCGGCGUCGAAGCACGAAAUUGAAAGUGCGUUCGGCAAGUAUGGACCCCUACGGAAUGUCUGGGUUGCACGAAACCCUCCCGGUUUUGCCUUCGUUGAAUUCGAGGACAAAAGGGACGCUGAAGAUGCAGUUCGUUCCUUAGAUGGAACGCGGUGCUGCGGAACUCGCAUCCGUGUGGAGAUGUCGUCUGGACGGUCCCGUCGGGAUGAACGCACACGCAGGCCUCGCCGCUCAUACAGAUCUCGAUCACCACGUCGUUCCAGAUCACGCAGCCGCAGCAUGAGCCGUGAGCGCGACCGCGAUCGUCGUAGCCGCAGUGGAUCGCGCGAUCGCCGCUAAAAGGGUGUACUGGUCGGUGAAAGAUGACGUCGGCCCCGAAGGAGACUAUGAUAGGUGACCAAGGAAUGCUAGUGUAAAGAGAGACAGAGCGAGCGAGCAACCUAUUCGUGCGGAUCUGCUAGCCGUAAGGAUUUCGGCACGCGUGAGUUUUCUCGUUUUCCGUUAUUUUGUCAUACCACGGAUUGAAAUAAUCGGAAUUAGACGAUAAGCAACGACGAUGGACAGAACAAACAAAAGCAGAAGCAAACCACUCCCACUCCAGUAGAACUGUACAACUAAUACCCCCAGCUUUAUUAAACUGGGCGGAAGAGAGACGACACCGUUACGUUCGUUGACGUAGGCGAAUACCUUGGAAAAUGGUAAACGGAGUUUUAGUUGUACGUAAGUAAUGAAGCAAACGUCACUGAAGAAAAUCUUCUCUAUUCCGAGAAGGACAGUUAUCACGAUAUCUUAAAGUGUGCGGUAUUCAUAUUUUACAAUUAUCCCUUCUUAUAAAAAAAAUUCUUCUGGCAAAAUUACGGCUUGAGGAGAAUAAUCUCGAUGAUGUGCCGGAUGGCAAAGUGAACAUGUACCCUACAUUUAUAUUUUAUUUGUGAACGGUUUCGUAUUUUUUCUUUAUGCCGUUACACAUCUACCAGAAAUAUUAGUAAUUUUUGAUAGAAAGUAUAUGAACUACUUUUAUUGCAAAUUGCGAGCAACGCAAUACUGCAAAACGCAUUUUUUAUUGUCUGCAGAUUUUGAACAUUAACACUUGCCAGCCAAUAGACUAAAGGGCGAGAACGAAAAUAGAAUUUAUGAGCACAGUCAUGCCCCAUGCCCCUGGGAGGAAAAUCAAAACGCUAUAUUUUCGAUUUUGAGUAUUUUCUCUCCGUACGGUUUUAUUUACGUGGCGAACUACAAACAAUAGUAGAAAGUAAUUUCGACGGGGGAAAUGCAAUGGUGUAUAUCGUGCGUGAGUGUGUCUGUAUUAAUAGGAGCUUUGCCCCAAAGGCUUCCUCAUUUGGCUGCUUUGCCGAAAGUGCGACGCAUCCCCAUAACAUCUUUUUUUCUCUCUGGAAUUAAAUACUUAUUUAGCGAUUUAGAAUUUAAAACUAACGAUAUAUGGUGAAAAAUAGACGGUACAGGAAGUACA
Messenger RNA from Anopheles nili, 1684 nucleotides. RefSeq names its product RNA-binding protein 1 (gene Rbp1). Gene Ontology annotation, biological process: mRNA splicing, via spliceosome. The record is from RefSeq and is a predicted model, not a curated record. Gene Ontology annotation, cellular component: nuclear speck. Bases 154 to 552 code for a protein of 132 amino acids. Gene Ontology annotation, molecular function: RNA binding. The transcript has 4 exons. Lineage: Eukaryota; Metazoa; Arthropoda; Insecta; Diptera; Culicidae.